Messenger RNA from Colletotrichum scovillei, 360 nucleotides. RefSeq lists its product as uncharacterized. The transcript has a single exon. Lineage: Eukaryota; Fungi; Ascomycota; Sordariomycetes; Glomerellales; Glomerellaceae. Bases 1 to 360 code for a protein of 119 amino acids. The record is from RefSeq and is a predicted model, not a curated record.
AUGAGGAGGAGGUGGAGAGGGAGAAGGAAGCGGCCAUUCCCCACGAAGCUGAUGCGGAUGCGCCCUCACCUAUCAACGAGGAGUCAUCACAAAUCCGAGACUCGUCGGCGCAACCGUCGGAAGCGCAAUCGUCUCUUAUCGCCGAGGACCCAUCGGAGGAAGUCCUUUCCGCCGCGCAGCAGCAGCCAGCUCCGAAGCGAGGUGGUCGCGGCCAGCACCGCAGAACCAACAGCAAGGAUCAGGAUCCCAGCGUCAAGCUGGCCCGUGCGUCGAUUGCUUCUCGACGGUCGACGCGCCUAUCAGAUCGCACGACGCCGGAUAUUCACAGCAGCGCCGCUGCCGCUCCCGUUCGAGGAAUAG